AUGGUCCAUUCAAUUGUAGUGCACUCUAAAAUGUUCAGAGUAUUCUACCCGCCAGCGGUGCUGCACUUCAACUCUACUGAACAUUUUCUUUCAAGCAAUUUAGCGUCGCCUUCCAGAUUGGGAAAUCAUAUUUUUGAGUUUGCAAGUCUUUUUGGUCUGUCUGAACGGCUUCAUAGAACUCCACUGUUUCUAGUUGAAAAUGAAUUUCAUCAGAAAAUGCUAGAUGAAACUAGAAAAGUGAUGCCUGGAUUAGUGGAAAAGUUCACAGUCAUCAAUGGAAGUCUGCCCAAAUCCAUCAAGCAGACCCCAUUCCAAAAAGUGUGCUGUCGUCACGAAAACCCGGAAAUUUUGGAAAAAAUCGAUGAGAAGUAUCUGCACUUAACAGGAAUGUUUUAUCAGAGCUGGAAAUACUUUCCAAAUAUGCGUGAACAGUUGCUCGAUUUUCUGGAUGACUCGAGUCAAGAUUUUGGGAACUUGCCAAGAUCGAAUCAACGUACCCAUGUAACCUGCGUUCAUGCCCGCAGAGGUGAUUUUGUGGAUGUUGGCUUUCAGGCAGCCGACCCAGAUUUUAUCCGAAAUUCUGUCAAGUAUAUUGCGGAAAAUUUUAUUCCAGAAAUUGAAUACAAAAAAGUCCAUCGAAAAGUUGUAAUUUUCGGCGAUGACCUGGAAUUUAUGAGAAGCUUAUUUGAAAACUCUGUGGUGUCAACUGACGAGCCAGAAUAUAUGUUCCCGGCAGAAUACUAUAUAUCUCAAAACUCACCAGCCGAAGAUUUGACCUACUCGAAACAAAACUGUGAUAUCGUUCUGAUUAGUGCGCCAAAAUCUACAUUCGGCUGGUGGAUUGGGUAUUUUUCAAAAGGAAAUAAAGUAUUCUAUCGAGAUAUCCGAUAUGCAAAAGAUCGGGGCUAUGUAAGUACUCAUAUUUCCAAAACUGCCAUAACUAUUUUCAAAAAAACUUUCUUUGCACAAUUAUGUAAUUUUGGACCAUUUUUGGUACAAAGUCUCAGACUAUCUAUUCCAGGACUGCGGACGAAUAAACGAGAAUGA
Messenger RNA from Caenorhabditis elegans, 1047 nucleotides. It is a transcript of the gene C17A2.4, whose product is annotated as L-Fucosyltransferase. Gene Ontology annotation, molecular function: galactoside 2-alpha-L-fucosyltransferase activity. Lineage: Eukaryota; Metazoa; Nematoda; Chromadorea; Rhabditida; Rhabditidae. The transcript is spliced from 5 exons. Gene Ontology annotation, cellular component: membrane. Gene Ontology annotation, biological process: carbohydrate metabolic process. The record is from RefSeq and is marked reviewed. Bases 1 to 1047 code for a protein of 348 amino acids.